Molecule: messenger RNA, 477 nt
Organism: Rosa chinensis
Lineage: Eukaryota; Viridiplantae; Streptophyta; Magnoliopsida; Rosales; Rosaceae
Product: protein WUSCHEL-like
Exons: 2
Coding region: 1-477 (158 amino acids)
Biological process (GO): plant organ development
Molecular function (GO): DNA-binding transcription factor activity; DNA binding
Source: RefSeq, a predicted model, not a curated record
AUGCAUUGCAAGCAGAGUAAUACCAGGUGGCUUCCUACUAGAGAUCAUAUAAGAAUCCUCAAGGAGCUUUACGAUGACAAGGGAGUUAAGUCCCCCACUGUAGAGCAGGUUCAGAGGAUCACUCUCCAGCUAAAAUGGUACAGACAGAUCGAGAACAAGAACGUCUUUUAUUGGUUCCAGAAUCAAAGGGCUCAGGAGAAGCUGAAGAACAAUAAGCUCACUUUGAAUGUUCAAGUGCCCAAGCAAAGAUCAGGGCUUGUUGGUGGAUCCAUUAAUCUCAAUUUUGGGUCAACUAUUUCUGCUGGUGUUGGUGGAUCUAUCAUGGAACAACGAGGGGAAAAUCACCAGGAGAUUAAAACACUUCCACUGUUUCCCAUGCACAACAUUGAGAAAGUAUUUCUUCAAGUAUCUCCCAUUGAUAGGGUUAUGAUGGACAUCUCCAUCCAGGUCCUUGAGAUGAAAAGCUCCUUUCCCUAA